UUAAUCUCCGAUAUUUCAAUUCCAUGACAAUGUCACGACGACGACGCCGUAGAAAAUGACCAAAAGACUUAUAACCCCACUGUCGGGAAGGGUUUUUUUUUUUUUGAAUGCGUGCUUGCUUCUUGAAUCUUCACUCACUCAUUGUUUCACAAACAAAUCAAGGAAGAAAGUUAUGGCAGAAGAAGAAACUGAACUGAGCGACAAGCAAAAGAAAGAGAUCGCCAAAUGGUUCCUCCUCAAUGCUCCCGCAGGCGAAAUCCAGUACGUCGCCAAAGAUUUAAAAUCCGUUUUGAAUAAUGAUGACGUCUACGAUGAGGCGGCAUCGGAAGCAUUUCCUGUUUAUAACAAAUCUCACAUGAUUUGCCUCGAAAUGCCUGGUAGAUUCGGAGAUGUGCUGGUUACAUCAUAUGGGGAGCUUCAGGGUAAUGAGUAUCUAGACCCCAAGACUGCCCAAGUUGCCAUAGUUGACCAUGUCAAACAGGUUUGUACAGAGGUUAGACCUGCCAGUGAUGAGGAACUUCCCACUCCAUAUGUUGAGGAAUACCGAUGUGCUCUGGAAGCAGAAAUGCUGAAGUAUGUUGGUGAAGCUUAUCCAAAAGGUUCUUGUUCAGUUUACUGUAUUAAUGGAAAAGAUGUGGAGGGACCUGGAUAUGAUUUUGAACUUGUUGCAGUGAUUUCUGCUGCUAGACUUAGCCCACAGAAUUUCUGUACUGGAAGUUGGCAGUCGAUAUGGAAAAUUGAGUGCAAAGAUGAUAUUCAAGUUCUGGAAUUAAAAGGCAAAUUUCAGGUGGGUGCGCACUAUUUUGAAGAGGGAAAUGUGCAAUUAGAUGCAAAACAUGAAUGUAGAGAUUCUACAAUGUUUCAGUCCCCUGAUGAUAGUGCAAUUGCCAUAGCCAGUUUAAUUCGCCACCAUGAGACAGAGUACCUGGCAUCUCUUGAGGCAUCCUAUUUGAAUUUGCCAGAUGCCACUUUCAAGGAUCUUCGGAGGAAACUUCCAGUUACUCGGACCUUAUUUCCAUGGCAUAGCACUUCGCAAUUCAGCCUGACUAGAGAGAUAUCAAAAGAGCUUGGAAUCGGGAAGUGACUAGAUCAUACCUGAAGGCAUAAAGUGCAUUCUUUUAUGCAUAAAAUUGAGUUCUAGGAAUACUCAUUCAACGGCCUGCCUGUAUGGUUUGUGCAGUUUUGAGAGUUUACAACUCUUCUUUGCCUGCCUGUAUCCUUUGUUUGGUGUGCAAGUUGUGUUCUCGCCUAAGAGUGAAAUAUGUUGGUGUGCUAUACCGCUUCAUUCUUUACAAGCCGUGUGUAGCAUUGCUUUGUUAUAGUUACUACAUUUUCAUGUACUAGUGAUGUUUGUGGAAAUUUUGGGUACAGAUAUAUAUGCCUGAAAUUGUAUGCUCAGGUUCAGUCUUAUAGACCCAUGGCAAAGUAGUUACAUAUUAAAUUGUAGAUUGUAUCAUUUUGCUAUUAUCAAGUAUUAAUUCACUGGCUAAAACAAAA
Gossypium arboreum is the source of this 1497-nucleotide messenger RNA. Its product is annotated as F-actin-capping protein subunit alpha. Gene Ontology annotation, biological process: actin cytoskeleton organization; barbed-end actin filament capping. The record is from RefSeq and is a predicted model, not a curated record. Lineage: Eukaryota; Viridiplantae; Streptophyta; Magnoliopsida; Malvales; Malvaceae. The transcript has 11 exons. Gene Ontology annotation, molecular function: actin filament binding. Gene Ontology annotation, cellular component: F-actin capping protein complex; actin cortical patch. Bases 56 to 1084 code for a protein of 342 amino acids.